AUGGAUUUGAGCAACGGCUCACCGGUCAUCAGUGAUCCGAUGUCAAUGAGCCAGUCGUUGAUGGGAGUGCUGCCUUCCAACAUGAUGCCGUUUUCAGUCAGGCCCGGAGGUUACUCCGGCGCUGGUGGCGCCGGCGUAAACGUCAGCAGGCGCAAGAUCGAGGAGGUCCUCGUGAGCGGGCUGCUGGAUGCCAUGAAAUCCUCGUCGCCGCGUAAGAAGCACAACGUGGUCUUCGGCCAGGAAAACCUGCCCGAGGAAGAUCCUGCCUACAGUGCAUGGAUGGCCAAAUGCCCCUCUGCUCUGGCUUCCUUCAAGCAGAUCGUAGCCAGUGCACAAGGCAAGAAGAUUGCUGUGUUCCUGGACUACGAUGGCACCCUGUCGCCGAUCGUCGACGACCCUGAAAAAGCCGUCAUGUCCCCUGUGAUGAGAGCUGCUGUGAGAAACGUCGCCAAGUACUUCCCCGCCGCCAUCGUCAGUGGAAGGUCCCGGAAGAAGGUUCUUGAAUUCGUAAAACUGAAGGAACUCUGCUAUGCUGGAAGUCAUGGGAUGGACAUAAUGACAUCUUCUUCAGCACAUUAUGAACACAAUGCUGAAAAGGGCAAAGAAGCCAACCUCUUCCAACCUGCUCGCGAUUUUCUGCCUAUGAUCGAUGAGGUUUCCAAGGCCCUCUUGGAAGUCACGAGAGGAAUCGAAGGCGCGAGCGUUGAGGAUAACAAGUUCUGCGUGUCUGUUCAUUACCGCAACGUAGACGAGAAGGACUGGGAGCUGGUCGCACGGCUCGUAAACGAGGUGCUGGAGGAUUUCCCCACUCUCAAAGUGACCAACGGGCGAAUGGUUUUAGAGGUUCGUCCGGUGAUCGACUGGGACAAGGGGAAGGCCGUCGAGUUCCUGCUUCAGUCGCUCGGCCUGAGCGACCCCGAGAACGUGAUCCCAAUCUACAUCGGCGACGACCGCACCGACGAAGACGCGUUCAAGGUGCUCCGGGAGAGGAACUGCGGGUACGGGAUACUGGUCUCGCAGGCGCCCAAGGAAACCGAAGCCUUCUACUCGCUCAGGGACCCGUCUGAAGUGAUGGAGUUCCUGAACUCCUUGGUGAGGUGGAAGAAGCACUCGCUAUGA
Molecule: messenger RNA, 1119 nt
Organism: Triticum turgidum subsp. durum (durum wheat)
Lineage: Eukaryota; Viridiplantae; Streptophyta; Magnoliopsida; Poales; Poaceae
Source: the annotation of a GenBank genome assembly